AUGGUCCUUGAGCAGCAAGGCAACAACCGCUUCAAGAAGCGCCAGGAAAACGUGUAUCUCAGCGGGUCGGGCCAAGCUACAGAUAGUUGUCAAAAUGCAGUGGUUCACGAUCUGGUCAAUGGACAGCUCUUCGCGAACUCGAAUGCGGGCGCUUUACAAUUUGGCACCACAUCCGGCACGACAUAUGCGAACUUUACAGCAACUUCCAAUCCUGGAGACAGCACCACUGCCUUUUCAGUCGACAUUCAAAAAAAAACCUCAUGUGGAGGAAGCCAGGGUAUUCCUGGCCCGACCGGAGCUACCGGAGCUGUGGGGUCGCCUUCGGGUGCGUCAGAUCUUCCAGAUGCCACCGGCCCGUCAGGUCCGUCAGGUCCCCAGGGUCCUCAAGGUGCUGUCGAUAUAACAGGUCUUUUAGGUCUUUUAGGUCUGUCAGGUCUGUCAGGUCCUUCACUGUCCGGUCUUCCAGGUGCCACCGGCGCAGCUGGCCCAUCGGGUCCCUCAGGUCCGUCCGGUCCGUCCGGUCCCGCGGGGCCGACUGGUGCAACAGGACAGAAAGGCGCGGAUUCGAUCCAAUUCGCCUCUCUGGGAUGUUGGGCGCAGAGCUGCAACUCUGCCGGCACAUGUGUCGCUCUGGGUAACUAUAGCACAAACGGCGGCUUCAAUUCUACACUCACAGGCAGUUCAACCGCCAAUAUCGAUGCGCAAUGCGCAAGCAUCUGUAUAACCGAGAACGGCGCCAACUUUUUCGGCACAGUCAGCGCUUCGUCAGGAGCCACAGCUGAUUGUUACUGCGGCUCUGCAAUCACUAGGUCUACGAGUUUGACGUCCAACUGCGUGCCGUGCUAUGACCAGAGCGUGGGGCUCUGCGGGAAAUAUCAGAUGUCAAUUGCAGUCUAUGCAAGGGCUUUCUAG
Messenger RNA from Cladophialophora psammophila CBS 110553, 912 nucleotides. RefSeq lists its product as uncharacterized. The transcript has 3 exons. The record is from RefSeq and is a predicted model, not a curated record. NCBI's taxonomy places the organism in Eukaryota, Fungi, Ascomycota, Eurotiomycetes, Chaetothyriales, Herpotrichiellaceae. Bases 1 to 912 code for a protein of 303 amino acids.